AUGAAGUCCUCCUCUCUCCUCACCGCGACCGGCUUCGUCGCGUCGGCCGCGGCCCAGGCGUCCGGCUGGAUCCCCGGGCAGGUCAACGCCUCCAUGUGCUACUGGGAGCAGCCGCGGGCGGCCGUUGUGCGCGACACGCUGUACCUGGACGGCGGCAGCGUGGUGUGGAUUCCGGGCAUGAACGACAGCUCGUACGGCCCCGUGACGGCGGACCAGAACCCGCUGGGCAUCGUGUACACGCUCAACUUUAGCGUGCCGUUUGCCGUCGCGGACAACCUCACGGCCGACAUGGGCGUGCUCUACAAGGUGUCGCCGGGCUCCAACGCCAACAACAUUGCGCCCAACUACAUUGACGGCGCCAUGCUCGCCAACGACGACGAGUGGUUCCUGUACGGCGGGCUGCUCAAGUACACGUCGCAGUACAGCCAGCCGCCCGGCGACGCCGUGCAGCUGUACCAGGCCGACCGGUACGGCGUGGACCGGGCGUUCCGGCCCGGGUUUCUAAACGUCGACCUGCCGGCCAACAUGACGCGCUACGUGGCCUACGGCGGCGCCGCCAGCGCGCCCUCGGAGAACAAGGCGUGGUACUUUUCCGGCCUGCGCAGCCCGUCGUGGGGGCCCGUCUACACCGUGUCGGGCGUCGACGGCCUCACCGCCAUCAACGUCUCCGACACGCUCAUCACCGUCGACAUGGCCACGCAGAACGCCGAGACGUGGUCCAACAGCACGCUGCCGCCCGCCGUCCGCGGCCGCGCCAACCCGGAGCUCGUGUGGGUGCCCGUCGGCCCGCAGGGCCUCCUCGUGGCCAUUGGCGGCGUCGUCGACCCGCAGUGGGUCGCCGUCCGCGGCAGCUCCUACAACGCGUCCGCCAGCCGCGCCGCCAGCCCCGCGUUCCUGACCACCCUGGACGUCUACGACGUCGCCGGCAAGACCUGGUACAAGCAGCCGACGACGGGCGGCGCCCGCCUCGGCCAGCGCACGCGCGCCUGCUCGGUCGUGGUCGCCGCCGCCGACGCCUCGAGCUUCAACAUCUACUACUACGGCGGCUUCGACGGCAUCAACGUCGGCGACGCCUUCAACGACGACGUCUGGGUGCUGUCGCUGCCCUCCUUCACCUGGACCCAGGUCUACAAGAGCAGCGACGCCGCCGCGCACGCCCGCGCCGGCCACAAGUGCUUCGCGCCCUACCCGGACCAGAUGCUGGUCGUCGGCGGCUACACGCCCCAGGCCGGCGAGGCCGCGGGCUGCCUGGGCGGCGGCAUCGUGCAGCUGUUCAAUCUGUCGUCGGCGACCUGGAUGACCAGCUACACGCCCACCAAGUGGUCCGCGUACAGCGUGCCGGACGCCGUCGUCAGCGUGAUUGGCGGCAGCGGCAAGGGCGGGGCCACCGCGACGGCGCCGGCCGCGGCGGGCGGCUGGGCCGACGCGGGGCUCAAGGCCGUCUUUGCCACCGCCUACCCGACCGCCAAGCUGACGACCUUCUACCCCUACCCGCUCAACGCGAGCGCCACCACCGCGCCCAACAGCACCCAUCCGGACGCGCCCGGCGCGCCGUCGGGCGGCGGCGGCCACCACACGCCCGCGUUUGUGGCGCCGCUCGUCGGCGUCAUUGGCGGCCUCAUUGUGCUGACGGCCGCCGUCGUCGGCGUUUUGCUGUACCGCCGCCGGCGCAUCCUCAUGUACGGCAGCGCCGGCACCCGCAGUGGCGGCCGUCGCUCCAGCCGCGGCGGCACCGGCCCCGUGGGCGGCAGCGGCCAGCCCGGCACCGAGAGCGAGGCCACCUACGACACGGGCCGCAACUUUGUCUUCUCGUGGCUGCGCGCCCAGCCGAGCGUCAAGCACGCCGCCUCGACCCCGGCCGCGUCCUCGUACGACGACCCGAACAGCAGCGCGGCCAACCGCGGGCGCGUCCAGAGCUACGGCGGCCAGUACAGCAGCAGCACGCCCCUGUCGCCCGAGAUGGAGCAGCUGCAGGCCGCCCAUCUGGCGGCGCAGCAUUCGGGGAGCGGCGCCGGCGGCUACGCGGCUGCGCUGGCGGCGGGCGCGGUGGGUGGCGCCGCUGUUGCUGGCGCUGGCGCUCCCACCGUCGAGGCCGACAACACGUACAUUUCCGAACUGAUUGCCGAUACCAAGUACCGCGCCGAGCUGCCCGGGUCGUCCGAUUUUGGGUCCGUCACGACGGAUGCCAACAGCAGCAGCCGCAUGCUGCGGGGCGGCGCCACCUACCACAGCGUGCCCACGUCGUCCGCCGAGCUCGAGAGCCCCUUGGUCCCGGGCAGCCACGUCGCCCAGCACGGCAGCACCUCGUCGCUUGGUCCCGCACCGCAGCAGCAGCCGCCCGUGUUUGCCCGCGCCGACUCGCCCUCGCUCGGCCAGGCACCACGGUUUCCAACCCAACAGCCUCCACAGGAAGCUGCUCAGGAAUCUGCUCAACAGCCUCCUCAGGAACCUGCGCAGCAGACGCCGCAACGGCCAGCCCAGGCACCAGCGCCAGCAGCCCCGCGCUCGGUGGCCCGCGAGUCGGGCGUCUCGGAUCUCAGCGAGCAAGACCGCCGCCACCUGCGCCAGGGCAGCGAGGGCGGCCAGUCGACGACGUCCGGCGUCUCCUCGGCCGUCGGCACCAGCGGCUACCAGCGCAACAGCUUGAAUCUGAGCGGCGCCGUCUCGCCACUGGGUGCGCAGUUCCCGCCGGCGGUUACGGGUGUUGGCGGUGUUGUCGGCGGCGCCACCAUCCCCGAGGCCGACGCCGGGGCCGAGGCGGCGGCGGAAGCGGCGGCCCAGCCGUCAGCACCGCCGGUACAGACGGAACAGCAGCCUCCAGCGCAACCGCAGUCACUGGAGUCGCCGUCCCAAACGAGUCUGCAGGGAAGCGGCGGUGACAGUCCUGGCCAGUCGCGGCGAAGUGCCUUUCGCGAGAGCGAAGCCGACUUGAGGGAGUAG
This is a messenger RNA of Sporothrix brasiliensis 5110, 2940 nucleotides long. RefSeq lists its product as uncharacterized. The record is from RefSeq and is a predicted model, not a curated record. Lineage: Eukaryota; Fungi; Ascomycota; Sordariomycetes; Ophiostomatales; Ophiostomataceae. Gene Ontology annotation, molecular function: protein binding. Gene Ontology annotation, cellular component: cell cortex of cell tip. The transcript has a single exon. The coding region runs from base 1 to 2940 and encodes 979 amino acids.